Molecule: messenger RNA, 1494 nt
Organism: Aspergillus alliaceus
Lineage: Eukaryota; Fungi; Ascomycota; Eurotiomycetes; Eurotiales; Aspergillaceae
Product: glycosyltransferase family 15 protein
Exons: 4
Coding region: 80-1267 (395 amino acids)
Biological process (GO): cell wall mannoprotein biosynthetic process; protein O-linked glycosylation; protein N-linked glycosylation
Cellular component (GO): Golgi apparatus; membrane
Molecular function (GO): alpha-1,2-mannosyltransferase activity
Source: RefSeq, a predicted model, not a curated record
ACUGGAAGUCCCUCUCCUAUACCCGUUCAUUCAAAGCAACUUCUUCACUCUUUCCUCGCACUCAGUCCAACCCCUCAAGAUGGCUGUCGCAAGACCCAUUCGCAUGCUGGGUGCGUCAUGCAUCAUUCUCAUUCUCUUUCUUAUCUUCCAAAUGAACAGGGGACCUACCUUCAUUAGUAAGGGGUCCAAAGAGUAUACCGGCAUACAAAAUGACCCCCUCAAGGAGGUAACCGGAGAACCCGAAGGGCAAUUAUGGCGAGCCGACGAGCACGACUAUGCCCCCGAUAGUGCUAACUCCGCCCGGACCAACGCGGCGCUCAUCUCCCUCGUCCGGAACGAAGAGCUAGAGGAAUUGAUUCCGACGAUUCGCGAUCUCGAGCGCACCUGGAAUAGCAAAUUCAAUUAUCCCUGGAUAUUCUUCAACGACAAGCCGUUCACGGAGGAGUUUAAGAAGCGCACACAAGAGUUGACCAAGGCGAAGUGUUACUAUGAACAAGUACCGAAGGAACACUGGGAUGUCCCUAGUUGGAUCAACAUGGACCUCUUCCGCGAAUCGGCCCAGGUACUGAAGGAGCAAGGCAUUCAAUACAGUGACAAGGUGUCCUACCAUCAAAUGUGUCGCUGGAACAGUGGCCUGUUCUAUAAGCACCCAGCCCUCGAGAAAUACCGUUACUACUGGCGUGUCGAGCCCAAGGUUCAGUAUUUCUGUGAUGUCGAUUAUGAUGUGUUCCGAUACAUGGAGGAUCGCAAUAUCACAUACGGUUUCACCAUCAAUCUUUUCGACGCCCCCCAGAGUAUUCCAACACUCUGGCCGGAGACGAAGAAGUUCCUUGCCGCGAACCCUACAUACCUGUCCGAUAACAACAUGCUAGAGUGGCUGACGGACGACCAAUUGCGGCCAGAGCACACUCGGGACGCAAAUGGAUACUCGACUUGCCACUUCUGGUCUAACUUCGAGAUCGGUGAUAUGGAAUUCUUUAGAGGAGAAAAGUAUUCCGCCUACUUCAAUCAUUUAGAUCGCGCAGGUGGCUUUUUCUAUGAACGGUGGGGCGAUGCUCCUGUUCACUCGAUUGGUGUGGGCUUGUUCGCAGAUGCGGCGAAGGUUCAUUGGUUCCGUGAUAUUGGCUACAACCAUAUCCCCUACUUCAACUGCCCUAACUCUCCCAAAUGUUCCGGCUGCACUCCUGGCAAGUUCUACGCCGGUGAGCCCUUCUUAGCCAAGGAGGAUUGCCGGCCGAGCUACUUCAGACAUGUCGGAACCCAUUAAACUUCCAUCGCAAUAUCAUUGCUUAACUUGGCAGCGCGGGCAGCGACAGGCAGCAGCCAUAUCCGCCUGGCACGGACUAGGCUUGCGUCAACCACAACCGGCCUAGUUUCUCUUGAUGAAUCUGUGUUUUAUCAGACUUGGGUCUCGGGCGAGUCUUCCUCAGGCCCUAAAACCCCUCUUUAUCUGACAUUUAACGACUUUAGUGCGCGACUAUCACGACUGGUUGG